AUGUAUCAGGGGCUGGCCCUCACCCCCAACCAUGGCCAGUCGGCUUAUUCGCACGACUCCAGCAACUUCCUCCACUCGUCGGCCGGCUCGCCCGUCUACGUGCCCACCACGCGGGUGCCCUCCGUGCUGCAGACGCUGCCCUACCUGCAAGGCUGCGAGCCGCACCAGAGCCACCUGGGCAACGCCCCGGGCUGGGGGCAGAGCGGCGGCGAGCCCGCGGCGUUCAACGCGGGCAGCCCGCACCCGCCCUCGAGCUUCUCGUACUCGCACAGCCCCCCGGGCAGCAGCCCCUCGGGCCGCGACGGCGCCUACCAGGGGCCCCUGCUGCUGGGCGGCGGGGGCCGGGAGCAGUACGGCAACGCCUUGGUGCGCUCCGUUAACGGGUCCUACUCCAGCCCCUACCCCGCCUACGUGACCCCCGAGAUACCGCCUUCCUGGACGGCCGGACACUUUGAGAGCAGCGUGCUGCACAGCCUGCAGACCAGGCAGGCGGCCUUGCCCGGCCGCAGGUCCACUUUCGUUUCGGAGUACCUGGAGGAGUUCCCCGGGGACGGCCGCGAAUGCGUCAACUGCGGAGCCAUGUCCACCCCGCUCUGGAGGAAGGACGGCACCGGGCACUACCUGUGCAACGCCUGCGGGCUCUACCACAAAAUGAACGGCAUCAACCGGCCGCUCAAGCCGCAGAAGAGGCUGUCCUCCUCGAGACGUGCGGGCCUUUGUUGCACUAACUGCCGCACCACCAACACCACGCUGUGGAGGAGGAACGCCGAGGGCGAGCCCGUCUGCAACGCCUGCGGCUUGUACAUGAAGCUCCACGGGGUACCACGACCUCUGGCCAUGAAAAAGGAAAGCAUCCAGACGAGGAAAAGGAAGCCUAAAAACAUUACCAAAGGCAAAGCCUCAACAGGAUCCACGACUUCGGCCACAAACUCCCCUUCUUCCAUCACCACCUCAGACAGCACGGUCACUUUAAAGUCAGAGCCCAGCACAACCUCACAGUACCCUGGACAAACCAUCGUGUCGGUGUCCCAGGCACAGAGCCAGUCGGACGAGGCGCUGCCCGGCGAGUUCAAGUUCGAGCCCGAGGAUUACAGCUUCUCUGGGGGCAGCGUGGCCCCGCAGCCCGGGCUGAGCGUGCCCCUCCGGCAGGACUCCUGGUGUGCCCUGGCGCUGGCCUAG
Melospiza georgiana is the source of this 1179-nucleotide messenger RNA. It is a transcript of the gene GATA5, whose product is annotated as GATA binding protein 5. Gene Ontology annotation, biological process: cell fate commitment; positive regulation of transcription by RNA polymerase II; negative regulation of transcription by RNA polymerase II. Gene Ontology annotation, cellular component: nucleus. Lineage: Eukaryota; Metazoa; Chordata; Aves; Passeriformes; Passerellidae. The record is from RefSeq and is a predicted model, not a curated record. Bases 1 to 1179 code for a protein of 392 amino acids. The transcript has 7 exons. Gene Ontology annotation, molecular function: RNA polymerase II cis-regulatory region sequence-specific DNA binding; DNA-binding transcription factor activity, RNA polymerase II-specific; zinc ion binding.